Molecule: messenger RNA, 717 nt
Organism: Dreissena polymorpha
Lineage: Eukaryota; Metazoa; Mollusca; Bivalvia; Myida; Dreissenidae
Product: slit homolog 2 protein-like
Exons: 7
Coding region: 190-717 (175 amino acids)
Molecular function (GO): protein binding
Source: RefSeq, a predicted model, not a curated record
CUCCUAUUUGCUUUAAUGUUAUAUUUAACAUUUAUUGGUUCAUAUCUUGUCAAUACACUGUGCUUUGUUAGAAUUCUUAAGAAAAUUGGUCAUAGCCGAGAAUUGUUUGUAUACGGGACAGAGGACUCGACAGUUCCUUAAUUUCAGUCGCGAGGUGCUUCACUUCUUUCCAUAACACAUCAGACAAUAAUGGACAGGUGUCCCAUGUGCGUAUUGGCGAUGGUGCUUGCGCUGUGCAGGGGUAUCUCGUGGGACCAGUGUCCAGUGAGGUGUUCUUGCGAUGGAACAAACGUUAGGUGCGUUGGACAAGGAAUGCGGACGAUACCCCUUUCCCUAACCGACGCUACCGUCUUGAAUUUUUCCAAAAACCUUCUCGCAUCCCUACCCGAAGAUGGAUUUAAAGGCUGUCGGAAUCUAUCGGAACUGGAUUUAUCCGAAAACAAUCUCUCAUCAGUUCACAACGGUGCAUUCAAAGGAGUGCCGAACCUAGAGAAAUUGUAUUUACGCUUGAACAAGCUUUCAUCCAUACAAGACGGUACAUUUUACGGGUUGCAGAACCUUCAGAUGCUGGACCUGAGUUUCAACGGGGUAAGCAACAUUUCUCGGGCGGCGUUCAGUGGCUUGAGUCGACUGCGAUUGCUGCAACUAAAUGGCAACGACCUCGAAAUCAUAGAAGAUGGUGCAUUUGAAGGAAUGCCGAGCCUUGAUGAACUGUAA